ACUUGACGUGACGUAUUGUUUUGGAUUUUAGAUUUUCGCCUUUUUUCCGUUUUAUUUCCACUUUUCGUGCUUUUCAUUUCGUAAUCUUUUAAAAAAUACUUUUUGAAUAAAAUUAAUAAACUUUUCCUACAAAUGUGUACAGUUGAUAGGUAAUAAGUACAGUUGAAGUAAGUGACCAAUAUGAGUGAAACAACUAAAUCCCUUCGCAUAGACUGGUUUGAUGGGACUGUAAUUGAAGAAACCAGACCAAGCACUUCACAGUUUACUGAAGACGUAGAAACUCCUCCUCCACCUAAAUUACAAGAAUGUGAGAAGAAACCCAUAGGCUUCAAGAGAUUAUACGACAUUUCGCAAUUGGUUCCACCAAUUUUGAAUUUGGAACUUUCAAAUAGACCUGGGUUUUGGUCGCUUUUAGAUACCGACCUCAAAGGGGAUUUUAUCGUACUACUUGUGAAGAUAUUUGGUCUUUUAUAUAAAUCAGUGGAUCCUAAGGAAAAAUCUAAAAUAGGUUUUUUAUUGAGAACUAAGUUUGAAAAAUCUGGCUUCUUAAUGAAACUUAGAACUUACUUAAGUGACUUGCCCAGAGUUAAAAUUGUUGAUAAAAAAAUGAAUAUGCAACUUUGGAAUGAUGUUGAAUCUUUUUAUUUUAAUGUAUUGAAUUUGUGUGAAUCAAUUUUUCGCUAUGGCGGCCACACUAAGGAGUUUCUAGAAGAUUUAUGUAAAGUUGUGGAAAUGGCAGAAAUCAGUGCAAGUGGUGUUGAAGAUGAACACACAGAAACUAUAAGUGAAAAAUUUUAUGAACAAAUAUAUAAUUUAAAAACUGAAAUACUUAAAAGUAUUAUGGAUAAUUCUGAAGAAGAAACUUCAGAGAGCUCUACAGUAAGACCAGAUCCCAAUAGUUUCAGGAAUUUGAACAUAUUCCCAAACAAAGAGGAUCUUCUUGGAGAAAACAAAGUUGAAAUUGUGCCUAAUAUUAUUAAUGGGGCAUACAGCAGUGUGGAGCAUUACUUGGACCUGCAAUUUAAGUUACUGAGAGAAGAUUGUUUCGGGCCAUUAAGAGAAGGAAUAUGUAAAUACUUAAAAAAUCCAUCAAAAAGGAGACAUGAAAAUAUUAGAGUGUAUCCAAAAGUUCGCAUAAUCCGAACAUAUGUCUCCAAUAACAAAGUUGGUCAUCUGGUUGAUAUAGCGUGGGCCGAACGCGUCUCCAAUACCUCAGUAGACUGCAGGAAGUGUGCUUAUAGCAAAAGACUCAUGUUCGGUUCCCUGCUACUCUUUACAAGUGACAAUUUCCAAAAUAUAUUGUGCGCAUCUGUUUUGGACUCGAAUUUAGAUUUGCUCAAGUAUGGUUAUAUUGCAGUAUCAUUUGAGAGUUGUGAAUCAACUGCAGUGUUUUCACAAACGUAUCUUAUGGUAGAGAGCGAGAUAUUUUUCGAACCUUACCACAGAGUGUUAAAGGUGUUUAAAGAAUCAAGAUAUGACAGUUUACCCAUGAAAAAAUAUAUUGUUGAAGUUCAGAAAGAAAGCAGCGCACCUGCUUAUUUAACACCAGAAACUAUGUAUAGCAUACAAAAUUCGAGUAAAAAUGACGAAAUAAGUUUCCCAGUGCUGGAUACAAAUCAAUGGCCAUCACCCCAAUCUUUUGGAUUGGACCAAUCACAGUUUGACGCCUACAAAUUUGCGUUGACCCGCGAAUUUGCUGUAAUACAAGGUCCCCCUGGAACUGGCAAAACGUAUUUAGGGGUCAAAAUCGCUUCAACAAUCUUGAAGAAUGUAUCUUUAGAAGGUACACCGAUGCUGGUAAUUUGCUACACGAAUCACGCCCUUGACCAGUUCCUCGAAGGCAUAUUGAAUGUGACAGACAGUAUUGUGAGACUAGGAAGUCAAAGCAAGAGUAAAAUCUUAGAACCGUACAAUUUAAAUGCAAUGAGAACAAAAAUAAAAUGUAAAUUUUCUUAUUUAUACGCAAAAAAACGUUCAGAGUUAGAAAAGAUUUUCAAAAUCAUGACAGACUUACAAACGGAGAUAGAAAAAUGUGAAAAAGAAAUAAUUAGCUAUAAAACUAUCAAAAAAUACCUAAAGAUUGGAGAAGAUAGUUUUGAGUUAAAAAAAUUUGAUGAGGAUUGCAUUUUGACUUGGCUUUUUGGACAUUCUGACCAAAGUUCAGAUGAUUCUGUCACUAGUGAUGAAAAUAAUGAUUUAGAAGAUUGGGAGAAACAGUUUGACGAAGUCGACGUGUCUGAUAAAAUUGAAACAUGCUUCUCCGAACAAUGGGCGCUAAAAGAAAUAGAAUCUAUGGAAAAAAGUAUACAAUGUCUAUUAUUUGAUGAUAAUGUUAAUCGUGAACAAAUAGAAUGGAAAAAUAUGGUUCACAAAUUGCAAAACCAAGUGGAUUUUAUUAAAAAGAGGUUGGGAUGUUUUAAGAAUUAUAUGGCGAAAACUCAUGUAAUAAGUAAAGAAAAUGAAAUACCCAAAGAACAAAAUCCAUACAAAUUGACAAUAGACGAAAGGUGGAAAAUAUACUUUGCAGCAUUGGAAGCAAUCAAAGAGAAUCUUAUGAUGAAGAUGAAUAAAUAUCUGAAUCAACACAAUUCAGUCAAUGAAGAACUGGAGGAAGUGUCAACGCUGAUAGACAGCGAGGUGGUGAAGUCGGUACGUGUGGUGGCGGUGACCACUACCCUCGCAGCGCGACGGCAUGAUCUUAUGAACAGAUUGCAGUGCCCUAUUGUAAUAGUCGAAGAAGCAGCGGAGGUGUUAGAAGCGCACAUAGUGGCCUCACUUACGGACAAAUGUCAACAUCUCAUAUUAAUUGGUGACCACAAACAAUUAAGACCAAACGCGGCUCACUACGAGCUAGCUAAAAACUAUAAUCUCGAGAUAUCGCUCUUCGAACGAAUGAUAAGGAACGGCGUCCACGCAAGAACUUUAACUACGCAGCGGCGAAUGCGCGCUAACUUUGUGAAACUAUUGGUUCCUGUCAUAUAUGACAGAUUGGAUAGUCACCCUACUGUCCUGUCGUAUCCUAAUGUCAGAGGCAUGAGGAACACCUUGUUCUUUUACACGCAUGACGCUUGGGAAGAUUCUGAGGAAGACAGCUGGAGUCACAAGAACACUCUAGAAGCUAAGUGGUGUCUCUCUCUCGCCAACUAUUUACGAAAAAUGAAAUAUGACUCCAAAGAUAUAACUAUUCUGACCACCUACAAUGGGCAAGCUACAUUUAUCAAAGAGAUAAGCAAAAGGUUUCCUCUAUUGCAAGACGUAAAAAUCACCGUAGUGGACAACUACCAGGGCGAAGAGAACCGGAUAGUGAUAUUGUCUCUGGUCAGGAGCAAUAGACACGACAACAUCGGCUUCCUUGCGGCGGCCAAUAGAAUAUGUGUCGCGUUGUCUAGAGCUAAGGAAGGGUUCUACAUGUUUGGAAAUAUGAGCGUCCUCCGAUCCGCAAGUCAAAUAUGGCGGCACAUACACAAUGAACUAGUAGCUCAGAAUGCUAUCGGGAAAGAGAUCGUUCUGCAAUGCGAACAACACAAGGAUAAACAUUUACAUGUUUCAAAUCUAGAAGAUAUAGAUAACUGUUUAAAAGGAUCCUGCUUGAGAAUUUGCAAUCAGACAGAAUAAUUUUGUUAAGCUUAAAAUGAUAAUAAUCUUAUAAAGGUUAAAUCAAGUUAAUAA
Bicyclus anynana (squinting bush brown) is the source of this 3669-nucleotide messenger RNA. RefSeq names its product NFX1-type zinc finger-containing protein 1. Gene Ontology annotation, molecular function: helicase activity. Gene Ontology annotation, biological process: regulatory ncRNA-mediated heterochromatin formation. The transcript is spliced from 14 exons. Gene Ontology annotation, cellular component: nuclear RNA-directed RNA polymerase complex. The record is from RefSeq and is a predicted model, not a curated record. Lineage: Eukaryota; Metazoa; Arthropoda; Insecta; Lepidoptera; Nymphalidae. Bases 181 to 3615 code for a protein of 1144 amino acids.